CUAAACGAGGUAUCUAAAGAUAACAAAAUAGAUACUAAUUUUUUACGUUGCCGCAAUAGGGAGACAAUGUGGAUACAGUAAUGAGACGGGGAGAUGGAAAGGAAGAUGUGGGAAGAUAAAGGAAGGGGUCUAGAAGCAAAAUUAAUGUCAGGGGAAAGGAGAACUACCAUCACUAAGGCCUGAAUACAAAGUGAAGUUACUUUCAGAUUUAAAAGACUAUUAGGAACACAAGAUGGGGACUCCUGGUUCUGGAAGGAAAAGAACACCUGUAAAAGAUCGAUUUUCUGCAGAAGACGAAGCUUUGAGUAACAUUGCCAGAGAGGCAGAGGCAAGGCUGGCAGCAAAACGUGCUGCUCGAGCAGAAGCAAGAGAUAUACGCAUGAGAGAACUGGAACGACAACAAAAAGAGCACUCUCAUCAUUCCUUUGACCGGAAAUGGGGACAAAUUCACAAGUGGCUGGAAGAUUCAGAAAGGGCCAGGUAUUCCCACCAGUCCAGUCAUCAUCGUCCUUAUCUGGAAGUUGAGAGUACAUUGUCCCUUCGAAGUCCUGGAAGUCACAGGCUUACACCUUUUUCUCAAAUCCAGUACAGCACUCUCAAGGAUAAAUCAUCAAGAAUUUCAUCAUUAAAUCAUUCUCACAGUCAAUCUUAUGGAAUGAAGAAGAGAUCUUUUGGUUCUCAUAAAGACCUACUGAGUGGCCUCUACUUUGAUCAGAGGAACUAUAGCUGUCUUAAACAUAGCAAACCUACCUCUCCAUACUACAUUCGGCAGUCUUCUUCCCUCUACAGUGACCCUUUGGCGACAUCUAAGAGUAAAAGGGCUUCUCCUACUCCACAUUCUGGGCUGCUGAGAAGUACUAGUUUGGCAUCUUUAUACAGUGGUGGAUUAUAUAACCCUUAUGGUUCUCGAACUCCAUCUGAAUACAGUUAUUACUCAUCAAGAACAAGUUCAGCCCGAAGCAGUCCUGUGUUUAUCAGCGAUGACAACGUGAGCAUUGUGUCUUCUGAUCGUGCCAGUGGUGGGCAAAGGGACAGUGUGGUUUCUGCUGCUGAUUAUUUUAGUCGCACCAGUCGUAGGGGAAGCAUUGUCUCUGAUGUGGAUGACGUCAGUAUCCCAGAUUUGACCAGUUUGGAUGAAAAAUCUGACAAACAGUAUGCUGAAAAUUACACAAGGCCCUCAUCUCGAAAUUCUGCCUCAGCAACAACUCCUCUGAGUGGAAACUCAUCCAGACGAGGAAGUGGGGACACCAGCAGCUUAAUAGACCCAGACACCUCAUUAAGUGAAUUGCGGGAUAUCUAUGACCUUAAGGACCAGAUACAGGAUGUAGAAGGGAGAUACAUGCAGGGACUUAAAGAACUAAAGGAGUCUUUGUCUGAAGUGGAAGAGAAGUACAAGAAAGCUAUGGUUUCUAAUGCACAAUUAGACAAUGAGAAGAACAAUUUGAUAUACCAGGUAGAUACCCUGAAGGAUGUAAUUGAAGAACAGGAGGAACAGAUGGCAGAAUUUUAUAGAGAAAAUGAAGAAAAAUCAAAGGAGCUGGAAAGGCAGAAACAUAUGUGUAGUGUGCUACAGCAUAAGAUGGAUGAACUUAAAGAAGGCCUUCGGCAAAGAGAUGAACUUAUUGAGGAGAAUCAGCGCAUGCAGCAGAAAAUAGACACCAUGACAAAAGAGGUGUUUGACCUCCAGGAGACACUUCUUUGGAAAGAUAAAAAAAUUGGGGCCCUAGAGAAACAGAAAGAAUACAUUGCCUGCCUUAGGAAUGAGCGAGAUAUGCUCAGAGAGGAACUGGCUGAUCUGCAGGAGACAGUGAAGACAGGAGAGAAACAUGGCUUAGUUAUAAUCCCUGAUGGCACGCCCAAUGGUGAUGUCAGUCAUGAACCAGUGGUUGGAGCCAUUACUGUUGUGUCUCAGGAAGCUGCUCAGGUCUUGGAGUCAGCAGGAGAAGGGCCACUAGAUGUAAGGCUACGAAAACUUGCUGGAGAAAAGGAAGAGCUACUAUCACAGAUUAGAAAACUGAAGCUGCAGUUAGAGGAAGAACGGCAAAAGUGCUCCAGGAAUGAUGGCACAGCAGGUGACCUGGCAGGACUGCAGAAUGGCUCAGACUUGCAGUUCAUCGAAAUGCAGAGAGAUGCCAAUAGACAAAUAAGCGAAUACAAAUUUAAGCUUUCAAAAGCAGAACAGGAUAUAACUACCUUGGAGCAAAGUAUUAGCCGGCUUGAAGGACAGGUGCUGAGAUACAAAACUGCUGCUGAAAAUGCUGAGAAAGUUGAAGACGAACUGAAAGCAGAAAAGAGGAAGCUACAACGAGAGUUAAGAACAGCACUGGACAAGAUUGAGGAGAUGGAAAUGACUAACAGCCACCUAGCCAAGCGGCUGGAGAAGAUGAAGGCCAACAGGACAGCACUUCUGGCCCAGCAGUAGGAGGGUCACCCUUCGGCCUGUGUGCAGCUCUGUGGGGCCUGCCUGGCUCAGUGGGACUGACUCUUUGUAUAUUGACACAAACGCCUUUCAAGUACUGUUUGUUUUGUCAUUAAAACAGGCACCUUUGUAUUUUAUAAUUUAUGAGAAUGAAGUAGGUUUGAAUCUUAAUGAAUGAACACUUUGGUUUUUGUUUGUAGUUUUAUUCUAGACUAAAAACUGGUCCAUGCUGUCUUUAUUUUAAAUUUUAAUUUCAGAAUCAAGUUUACUCAUCGCCCCCCGCCCCAGCUGCCUCAGUGACUGGGCACUUGGAGGCCUUGGCUGGGGUCUGGAGGACAGCAGUUUUGAGUGCUCACCGAGACACUCGCUGGAGACCUCAGAAAACACAAGUGCCUUCUCCACAGUGCAGUGCAGACUUCAGUGACCUCCAGCGGGCAAAAGACAUUUCCCCUUCCGUCAGCAUUCAUAUCUUAGUGAAGAAAACAACUUCACUGUUGGAGAAUCUGUGUUUCACUCAAAUUUAUGUUCAGAGGGAAAAAACCUUUUUUGUAAAAUAUUUAAAUUUACAUAAGAAAAUGUUAGGAAAAUACAUGGGCAGUGUAUAUAAAACUUGCUUUACUGCAUGGGGUAGUGAAGUCCAAGACUUCUACUCUUAAAGCAAGAGUAGGGUCCUUAAUCUUCCAUAUCCACUGUGCUGUAUCUUGUAAAGUAUUUUCAUGUGCUGCUUAUUUGUGAAAUGAAACCUCAGGCAAGCCUUGAGGUGGAGGGAGGGGAAGGGCAGGCAGGUGGGCGAUCUGCCUGAAGAUUCUAUUAAACACAACACUUUUGCCAACCAUGAUUGGCUACUGACACAUUUAUUUUGAUAUAAGAGCCUUUAAAAGCAAAUCAUGGCAACCAUACCUUCCUGUCUUGCUGCUCUUCUUUUCUCUCUCAAGGAAAAGUAAUCUGGAAUAUAGAACCGUUUCUUCUAAGAACUGUUAAUUUCAUCUAAAGGCAUUCAAUCUGAGGUUGUUUUGUUUUUAAACCUUGAAGUUACAGAUAUGUCCACUUUGCAGGGUUUGUGAUGUUCGUUUGCUGUCAGAAUCAAGGUCGUUUUAUGGAAAUGAUUAUGUAGCUUCAAAGUGCUUAAACAAAAUAUACUGGGGAAAACUUUAAUGAAUUAAGACCAUUUAAGAUAAUACAACUAGACUUGAAACUAGAUAAUAAACUCAAAAGUGAAUAAAAUCUCCAGUAAUUGUU
Messenger RNA from Chinchilla lanigera (long-tailed chinchilla), 3658 nucleotides. RefSeq names its product leucine rich repeat (in FLII) interacting protein 2 (gene Lrrfip2). The transcript is spliced from 29 exons. Gene Ontology annotation, biological process: regulation of DNA-templated transcription. The record is from RefSeq and is a predicted model, not a curated record. The coding region runs from base 233 to 2422 and encodes 729 amino acids. Lineage: Eukaryota; Metazoa; Chordata; Mammalia; Rodentia; Chinchillidae.